Molecule: messenger RNA, 1218 nt
Organism: Ramularia collo-cygni
Lineage: Eukaryota; Fungi; Ascomycota; Dothideomycetes; Mycosphaerellales; Mycosphaerellaceae
Product: related to serine protein kinase
Exons: 3
Coding region: 1-1218 (405 amino acids)
Biological process (GO): regulation of mRNA processing; spliceosomal complex assembly; protein phosphorylation
Molecular function (GO): protein kinase activity; ATP binding
Source: RefSeq, a predicted model, not a curated record
AUGGCGAACACUUCGCACAGUCAGCCAUUUGCACUGCUUCAUGGCGAGCAGCUCGAGGAGUACCGCCCAGGAGGUUUCCAUCCGGUGCACAUAGGAGACACGUUCAAAGAUGGUCGCUAUCAAGUUCUCCGUAAGCUAGGCCACGGUGCAUUUUCCACGGUAGGGCUUGCCGAAGACCUAAGCUCGGCGACAUUUGUUGCUAUCAAGAUUGGACGCUCAGACUCACCAUAUGCUGUCGAAGAAAUUCGGAUACACAAGCAUUUAGUCGCUGUCGACGAGAAUGGAGACUCAUCUGGGAGCCACAUUGUCAAACUCCUGGACAAUUUUCUACACACUGGUCCGAAUGGUCAACAUGUUUGCAUGGUCUUUGAACCUAUGGGUCCUGGUUUGAGCUCGCGCUUCAAAGAAGGGCGCAGAUCAAUGCUUGGGAUUCCUUAUGAAGAAGCUCGUAGUGUUGUGAAGCAACUGCUGUCCAGUCUCGACUACCUUCACCAACACCGAAUCGCUCAGCGUGAUCUCAACUUCGGCAAUAUCCUCAUAGCCAUCGAUCUCUCGGACCUUGCGAAAACAUUUCAAGAUAAUACAUUUUCAAAAGUUGAGAGACAUGUGUACAUGCACGAGGAUCAGCCUCUCAUAGAGUUUCUAGACAAACAUACAGCCGUCACGGUCAAGCUCUCGGAUCUUGGAGCUGCGUUCCCUUUUGAAAGGCCUCCGGACAAGCCUGUAGUUCCAGUUGCUCUUCGGGCUCCAGAGAUUGUUCUUGGCUCCGAAUACAAUCAUACUAUCGAUAUCUGGAGCUUUGGCUGUCUUGUCUUCGAAAUCUUCACAGGAAGCCAGUUAUUUGGCGUAUACCCACUACCAUACAUGACUGAUAUCGAGGUCAAUGACGGCCAUUUGCUUCAGAUGGUGAGUACACUCGGACAACUACCUCCCAGUCAAUUCGCGAAAUGGACUCGUGGAUCAAGGUAUUUUGACUCGAACAUGAAUCUGGUGCGUUCGGACGCUGGACCGGAUGAGAAGCCGUACGGUGAUCUCUAUGUCGGAUCUACACUGGAAGUGCGGUUUAUGGAGAGGAAGCCGCAGCAGAUGGACGCCGAAGAAUGUGGAUUGGUGCUUAGCUUUCUUCGAAGGGCACUCCAAUACGAUCCUUCGUCUCGUCCCACUACGAGUGAGCUCUUGAAGGACCCGUGGAUUAAGUCCAUUGUGGACGAGCUCUGA